UCACAUAUUACUAUUAUAUUAUAUUGCUAUUGAUAACAUUGCGAUAACGCAAUUUUUAAGACAGUACUUGAAAAUAUAUUGAGUAGGAUGUAAUUAAGUUGGCAACAUUGCAGUCAUGUUUGUUUUUUUAAACAAAGCUCUUACUUAAUCGUUUGCGUACUAGAGGGUUUUGACAAAACAUGAUCGAAAAACGCCAAGAAGCGCGAUCGGGCUCCUUCGAUUAUAUAUCGAAAAAAGCUGAAGAGCGCGAUAGCGCUUGUCAUGUUCAAUGCGGUAAUCGACUGUAUAUAUAUAUAUGCAAUACAUGAAAUAAAAGGUUAUGAAUGAAAAAAAAAAUAUAUAUAUUCUAUUAAUUUAGAAUAAGUAACAACAAAAUACAAAUUGGAUUGCUGAUAGCGAUGCGACGUACAUGCGUUGAAAGGCUGAACGUGUUUCGACAAGUUUUGGGUGAGCCAUCAUUUGUCUGUUUUGGCUAAAUUCCCUAGCUUUUUUCGACACAAAAUCUGAAGAACACGAAAAUGGCUCGUGGUACGCAAACGGUUAAAAAUGUAUAAAGUGGGAUGCAAUUAAUUAUUUUUCACGUAAGUGAUUGGGCCAAUAAUUUUAUAUAAUAAUAAAUCAAAUAUAAUUACUAAUGACGUAUAUAAAUACAUCAUUAGAUCACAGUGAUACUUCGUUAGAUGAAUACAUCCGCUCACAGUAAUCUAAGGAGAGGUUUGACAACUUAUAUUCUAAAUCGUUCUGAACAAUUUCUUCAAUCAUUUGAUUUGCAUGAUACAUACUUGGUUAUUGAUGGCUCUAGCAUUGGAUGUCAAUUGUAUUCUCACUAUACAAAAAGUAAUCCUGCAUUUGGAGGUGAUUAUGAUAAAUAUGCUGAAUGUGUGCGACAUUUCUUCUGGGAACUCAAAAAAUGCAAUAUAAUACCAUUAGUUCUAAUAGAUGGUGGUUAUGAAAAUAGAAAAUCAAAGACUGUAAUGAAACGUUCACGUGAGAAAAAUCAAGCAGCUGAAUCUUUUACUCUAUCAAACCAGAAUAAUGUAUAUUACUUUCCUAUUUUGAUGUAUUAUGUCUUUAAAAGUAUUCUGCAAGAAAUGAACAUUAGAUAUAUUCAAUGUUUAUUUGAAGCUGAUAAUGCUAUAGCUAGCGUAGCUAAACUUUUAAACUGUCCUUUACUUAGUUCUGAUUCUGAUUUUUACAUUUAUGGAGCAUUGUAUAUACCAUUUGUAACAUUGGAAAAUCAUGUAAGAAAGUGGAGAAAAUAUGUAAAGCCCUGUAAAAUUUAUAAAGUUGAAACUUUAUUAAAUACUUUUAGUGGAUUGACUGAAUCACUAUUACCCUUAGUUGCUACUUUACUAGGGAAUGAUUACAUACAACAUUAUGAAUUCAAAAAUUUUUAUGACAAACUAAAAUUGCCAAAAAUUGGGCGGGUUAAUUGGAAUUUACAGCAAUGUCGUAUAGAAGCUAUUUUAAAGUGGUUGAGUAAGCACACAUUAAAUGAGGCUAUAUUAUUAAUAAUAAAAACAUUGCCACAGGAAAAUAAAAUACGAACACUCAGAGCAAUUGAGAUGAUCAUAAAUGAAUAUACCAGUAUAUCAAUAAAUAUCUUGGAACCAUUGGGUUUUUCCAAAGAAAAUGUUGAUAAAAUUAUUUUACGAAGUAUAAAAAAUAAUUGCAAGUUUCAAACAGAUAUAAGUGAUCUAAUAAAAGAUCUAUCAAAAGAAUUUCAAAAUAUGAAUGAAUUUGAUUUGGAGACUAUAAAUGAUGCUUUCAUUAAUAGUUUACCCUCUUGGUUCAUUAAUGAAUAUCGUAAAGCUUUGUUACCAAAUUAUUUUAUGAAUAUAUUAAUGCAUAAAUUAUAUAUAUGUCCUAUACAAAUUGAAGAUUAUCGUCAACCUUCAAGUAUAUUUAUAAGUGAAAAGAUUAUUAAUGUUAUAUGUACAUUACUUGAAUUAGAAUUUGAACAAACAAGUAAAUGUUCAGAAUACAUAACUAGAGGACAAAAUAAUCAGUUAUCUCAUUAUCCAUUCAAAUAUAUUGAUAAUAUUGCUUCUUAUAAAAUUCUGUCUUUGCACAAUCUCAGAAAAGUCCCAAUGAAUAUAAGGAAAGAAAUUUAUGAUAAUACCUUAGAUAUACAACAUGAUAUUAUAGUUAAAUUUCCUGAAAAUUGGAGAUUGUAUAUUGCAACAGCAAAAUAUUGGACAGAUAAUUUACCAGCAUGCAAAUCAGAUGCUCAUAUAUAUGCAUUGCUCUUUGCAAUGCUGCUUCAUAUUAUUGAUUCGAAAAUUGGUUAUUGUAGAUCUAUGCAUACAUUUAAAAAUAAAUAUAAACAGAAAUUGGAAGCAAUAGAAUCUUCGAAAAAACUAGUACACAAUAAAUAUUCUUUAUUAGAUUGUUUUGUAGAAAAAAGUAUUAUGGAAGCUCUUAAUGAAAUUAUGGAAUUUGAUUGCCUAAUGUUAGCGCCAUUCUUUAUAUCUAAUAGUGACAUGAACAUCAAACUUCAACAAAAUCCAAAAAGCUACAAACGAGGAGUUGUUCAUAUAUUUGCACAAUUUCAAAAUUGUUUAAAACAUAGUAUUGAUCUAAAUGUAUUAUUAGGUUGUCCAUAUCAACUUAUGAAAAUCUCUGAUAUGUUUAAUGGUACCUUAUUAUAUAAUCUAUAUAAUAAUUUUAUAAAGCGUAAGAAAAUAGAAGAUUAUAUAUAUUGCAUACUUCAGUGUUCUCCAAAUUUUUGUCGACUAUUUCAUAUAAUUUUAAUGGAAGCAAGGUUAAUGUUUAAGUUACCUGUUUAAACAUUUUUAGUUUUACGAAGAAAAAAGAAUAAAAUUUAUAUUUGAUACACAUGAUAUAAUG
Messenger RNA from Vespa mandarinia (Asian giant hornet), 2850 nucleotides. It is a transcript of the gene ast, whose product is annotated as single-strand DNA endonuclease protein asteroid. The record is from RefSeq and is a predicted model, not a curated record. NCBI's taxonomy places the organism in Eukaryota, Metazoa, Arthropoda, Insecta, Hymenoptera, Vespidae.